This is a messenger RNA of Armigeres subalbatus, 2111 nucleotides long. RefSeq names its product O-acyltransferase like protein-like. The record is from RefSeq and is a predicted model, not a curated record. The transcript has 4 exons. Bases 103 to 2082 code for a protein of 659 amino acids. Gene Ontology annotation, molecular function: acyltransferase activity, transferring groups other than amino-acyl groups. NCBI's taxonomy places the organism in Eukaryota, Metazoa, Arthropoda, Insecta, Diptera, Culicidae.
GAUUUCAUCGUAGGUAAUCUUAUCGUUUGUAGCCAAAAUAAACUUGGUUUGUUUUCGCUAAUUCCAAUCGCAACCGGACCAGUAGCUAGUCAGUUGUCCAGUAUGCAUUUACGUUGUGCAAACAUUUUGAUAUGUAUAAUUUCGAUAUUUGUAAGCUGCCACGUUGUGCAUUCUCAAGUGGUUCAACGUCUGGAGGAAAUACCAUUUUCAUUGGCCAUCUUUCUAGCGGAGUACAGAUCUUGGUCAAACCAAUCGUGGACGGAGGAUGAUUGGCGGGAUCUGUUGUGCAUGCACGAGUUGAAACAGUUCGGCCUAGGACUGCAAAGUGAACAGCGAUGGGCCUUGCAUAUGUACGAUUCAUGGGGGAAGAUACCCUCUGGAUUACUGCGAGGGAACUCGUUUACGCCCGGUAGUUUCGAUCAGUGCCGCGAGUUCUCUGUACAAAAUAGCGCUGCAGCAUUCGACGGACAGCAUUGUACUGUACUACUGAAUAUGAAUACUGUAGCAUCGUCUCUCAAUGAACUUUGGCUAGGAAUUUGUAUACCAGACUCGUGCGAACCAACGUUUGUUAAACGGAUGGUGGAUAGCUAUGCAGUAGAUCGAAAUCUCGGUGCAGUUCCGGGCUUAAGUCAGGAAGAUUUUUGUUAUCGUGAUGAUCCAAACUGGAGCCUUAGUGGGACUGCCAUUGCUGCGAUUGUUGUUUUAGGGUUUAUAGUGGCUGUGAUGGUUAUCUGUACAAUUGUAGAAGUACUUGGAUUCAUUUUUCAACGCUCAAUACCCAACUCGAUCAAAAAGCUAUCAGUUUAUUAUAAACUUUUUGCACUGUUCAAAACGAUACCAAAGUCGGAAGAAAAAGGAGAAACCAUAGACUGCAUCAAUGGAAUCCGAUCGUUUAUGAUGCUACAAAUAAUAUCCCACCAUGUGCACCAUGCUAUCAAAACAAUCCCUACGGCCAACCACAUUGCUCGAGAAGAAUUCUUUGAAUCUGCCUUCGGAAUCCUGGGCUAUCGGGUAUCGGCUUUGUCGGCGGAUAUCUUCCUGGUUCUGAGUUCGGUACUUCUAACCUAUAAUGUACUCACGGAGCUCACCGCUACCAACAAGCUCAAUUUGCUGCGGCUCUACAUUCAUCGUUUGGUGAGAAUUCUACCGGCCUACGGAUUCCUUAUCUGGACCGUAGUCGCAUUCGCGGACUACUUCGGCGAAGGACCUUUAUUCCACUACUAUGUUCGACCAAUGAUCGACGCCUGUGCUGACAACUGGUGGUCUGCUCUAUUGUUCGUCCAUAACUAUGUUAAUCCGGAUCGUAUGUGCCUUCCCCACACUUGGUACCUUUCGGUUGACAUGCAGCUGUACCUUAUAUCUCCACUCUUCAUCUAUCUCUUAUGGAAAUUCGGCGAUCGAUUGCUAUUUGCACCGCUAUUUCUUGUUCUAUUAUCGAUCCUUUGUGUAUUCACAACCUUCAUGGUCAACGAUUUCGUACUAAAUCCUCCGAUGACUUCGGACCGGGAGUUCGAACGGGAUCGCCUCACCUAUUACCCAACCCAUGCCCGUAUGGCUGUGUGGUUCUGCGGCAUUGCCUUCGGAUAUCUGUUGUUUCGCACCCGCGAGAAGCGACAAGUUCCAUCGCAGAUCAUUCUGGUUGGUGUUUCGAUCGCAGCAACGGCGCUGACCGCGGUCAUCAUGUUCUGCGCUCACGAGAUCUACAAACCAAGGGAAGCCGAUCCGGUAGGGGAUGCUUUCUACGAAGCAUUGCACCGCGUCGCUUGGGUUCUCUGCAUCAUGUGGCUUAUCUUUAUGUGCAUCAACGAGCAUGCCAGUGCUCUGGGUCACUUCCUGGCGUGGACGUUCUGGCAGCCGGUAGCUCGACUGUCCUACAGCAUGUAUUUGAUCCAUUACGUCGUUAUUAUUAUCAGCUUCGCGGGAAUGCAAAGCCAACCGUUCUAUUUCAGUGCGAUAAACUUGCAAUAUAUCAACUUUGGCGUCAUCGGCUUGACAGGAGCGGUGUCGCUUGUGUGGUGGAUAUUCAUCGAACAACCGUUUCAGAUUAUAGAGCGGAAUGUGUGUAGGUGGAUUCGAAAAUAAAAACAUUAAAUUCUUACCUAGGUACGAUA